AUGAGGGUCGGAGCGUCAUUGCGGAAGGCUGGUGAUGGCGUCGAGAGCGAAGCCAUUGGGCGGAGCAGCAAAGUGGGUGACGGUCUAAAAUUAGGCGAAGUGGUAUAUUGCUUAGGGCACGUGUGCGUCUGCAAAGGGCAAGGUGGAAUAAGCAGCGGCCUGGGUCCCUGCCCGCCUCAAUCUCGUCCCUCACCACUCGCAGCCCAGUGCCGUCCUGCUGUCACUGCUGGCCUUGUACCCACCUGCAAUACUGUUGGUGGUGGUGGUGGUGGUGGUAAUAGCAGCGGUAAUGGUGGUGGUGGUAGAAGCAUGCAUAUACAUGUCACUUUGUCCUUGUGCUGUGCAGUCACGUCAAAUCAAGGCUGGGUGCAGUGGGUGCCGCCCGCCUUGCCAAAGGGCCUUUCCCGGCGGCCUGGUUUGACCAGCUGGCGGAACAAGAGAAGAACAAGGAACCGGGGACGACUCCGCGGUCGAUCCGACUCUGGGUUCGUCUGGAUAAUGGCAGGCCCCGUGCUGGCGCUGGAAGGCUGA
Messenger RNA from Bipolaris zeicola 26-R-13, 531 nucleotides. RefSeq lists its product as uncharacterized. The coding region runs from base 1 to 531 and encodes 176 amino acids. The transcript has 2 exons. The record is from RefSeq and is a predicted model, not a curated record. Lineage: Eukaryota; Fungi; Ascomycota; Dothideomycetes; Pleosporales; Pleosporaceae.